AACCCCCACUCCUCCUUCUUCUUAUCAAAAACACACACAUUUUCACUUAUCGAUUUAGGCAAAAAUGUCUGUGAGAGCAGCAGAUUCAUCAUCGUUUAGCGUUUUUCUGAAACAAUCCGAUGUAAAUCUCGAUGUUGUACCCAAAAUCUCGACUGGUUUUGUGAAAUUUUCAUGUUUCUCGUCGUCUCCAUCCUCUGUUUUGAGUUUAUUAUCAAAUGGGAGAACAAGAGGAGCCGUACGUUGUGCAUCAACGGUAAAUGAAGAGAAUCUGGUGGUGAGUAGUGGGGUGUUGUUUCAGCCAUUUGAAGAGGUGAAGAAGGAGGAGUUCAUGGUACCAAUAUCUCCUCUCACAUCACUUGCUCGUCAAAGGUAUUUUGAAGAUUGUGAAUCUGCCAUCAAUGAGCAAAUCAAUGUGGAAUAUAAUGUCUCCUAUGCGUACCAUGCGAUGUAUGCAUACUUUGAUAGGGACAAUGUUGCUCUAAAAGGCCUUUCCAAAUUCUUCAAGGAAUCGAGUGAUGAAGAAAGAGAACAUGCCGAAAAGUUGAUGAAAUAUCAGAAUACACGAGGUGGAAGAGUGAAGUUGCACACCAUAGUUGCACCGCCUUCAGAGUUUGAACAUGUUGAAAAGGGUGACGCUUUAUACGCAAUGGAGCUAGCAUUGUCCUUGGAGAAACUAACCAACGAAAAACUUCUCCAUUUGCAUGAGGUGGCCUGUACAAACAAUGAUCCACAAAUGGCAGACUUCGUUGAGAGCGAAUUUUUAGCUGAGCAGGUUGAAGCAAUAAAGAACAUUGCAGACUAUGUCUCUCAACUUAGAAGAGUUGGGAAAGGCCAUGGGGUGUGGCAUUUUGAUCAGAUGCUUCUUGGCGAAGGUGCAUUAUGAAGGAUUUGUCGUACGUUUUAUCUGGUUGUAUCUUUAGCAUAAUAACUUGUACUUGGUUACAAUUUACAAUUUCUACUGUCACGUCAUUUUCAUGUUGUCUAGAUUAUAGUAUUUGUAUAAUAAUGUACUACUUUUAUAAUAUAUUUUAGAAAGUUUGAUGAAUCU
This is a messenger RNA of Cynara cardunculus var. scolymus (artichoke), 1048 nucleotides long. RefSeq names its product ferritin-1, chloroplastic-like. Gene Ontology annotation, molecular function: ferric iron binding; ferrous iron binding. The record is from RefSeq and is a predicted model, not a curated record. Gene Ontology annotation, biological process: iron ion transport; intracellular iron ion homeostasis. Lineage: Eukaryota; Viridiplantae; Streptophyta; Magnoliopsida; Asterales; Asteraceae. The transcript is spliced from 8 exons. Bases 65 to 883 code for a protein of 272 amino acids. Gene Ontology annotation, cellular component: cytoplasm.